UCGGACUUAUCGAUAGCUUUUAAGCUCUGGCAUCUCAAAAAGAUGGACUUCACAUUCAACUGCAAAAGAAAGCGAUGUCCGUACAAAAAUUACAAUUUCGCGCCGUUUCCCACAGGUGAAAUUUGCCAGGGAGUCUUCAAUGGGCUCUCUGUGGAAGUAACUGAUGCGCAGCAGGGCAGGUCACUGUAUGACAACGGCUGUUAUGGCAAGGGAAGCAAGUCCCGAGGAGGACCGGCGUCUGGAGAACAAGAUGAGACUCUCCUCCUGGGCUUGGAAGAGUCCUGUUUUCUAGCCUUCUAUCUGGGAAAGUUGGAAAUUAAAUCCCUAUCCGGGGAUACCAUGGAUUGGGAGACAUUCCUGAACGCAGCCAAGGAACUGAACGAGAGAUUCUUGGAUAACUUGGCUUGCUAUUUGUAUCUGAAGGCCAAAAAUUGGGUGAUCAAGAGCGGCAUCAAGUUUGGCGGCGACUUUCUUAUCUACAAGGAAAGCCCUCGUUUGUAUCAUGCUAGCUUCCUGGUUAUUGUUCAGACCUCCGAUGAUGGGGAUUACUACCAACCAAAGAACCUUAAAGGAGUGCAACGUGUGGCGGAAACGUCCGACAAGGAUGUCCUCAUACUAAGAGUCUCCCAACCAAAGGAAAUAACCACUCCCGAAGACAUCCAGGAAAUCACAGUGACAGAAACAAUUGUGCGGCGUUUCAAUUACUCAUCUUUUGUACAAAGCAAACAACAUUAAGGAACUACAAUGCAGAAUGGACUACA
Molecule: messenger RNA, 761 nt
Organism: Drosophila ananassae
Lineage: Eukaryota; Metazoa; Arthropoda; Insecta; Diptera; Drosophilidae
Gene: Tsen2
Product: tRNA-splicing endonuclease subunit Sen2
Exons: 2
Coding region: 43-735 (230 amino acids)
Biological process (GO): tRNA splicing, via endonucleolytic cleavage and ligation; tRNA-type intron splice site recognition and cleavage
Cellular component (GO): tRNA-intron endonuclease complex
Molecular function (GO): tRNA-intron lyase activity; nucleic acid binding
Source: RefSeq, a predicted model, not a curated record